AUGUUGACAUUGAAGGCUCAACUCCGAAGGGGUACAAGGUAUAUAAUACUGUCUCAUAUCCAUUACAGUGGAACCACUCAAUCAAUACGGAAUUAUCGUCCUACGCUGGUUGAUUUCUUUACUGCAUAUCAUCCUCAAACAAUAACCUCCCCACCACCAGAUAUAAAAUGGAAGAAUUAUUCACCGCCACAUUUAUUUCUUGGAGGAAGAAGAUCACCGUCCAAAUCAUUUAUUGAACAAUAUGAGGCAGAACAUCCGAAUCCAAGAACUGAAGAAAUAAAAGAAGCUUGCUCCACACCAUAUUUAAAAGGUCUACGUCUCCUACAAAAAGAUUCUCGAGAUAGAAACCCAGAAGAGACAUUGUAUAUUAUAGAAAAGGCAUUUGAAACGAUACCUAAUUUUGUUCCUCGGCUUGGUGAAAAGAGAUUAAUUGAACUUCCAUAUCAUGCAGCAUGUAAAGAUAUAAGAAUUGAAGAGAAUACUUUCCGGUCAGUUUAUGAUAGAAUCUGGGAAAUAUAUAAAGUAGUGAGAACAGCUCCACCAUCCCCGUUAUAUUUCAGACGACGCAUAUGGCUUUGUUAUCAUGCGAAUCAAGUGAAUGUUCUCGAGGAUUUAAUAAAAGACCAUUUAUAUGAAUUGGAUCCUGCAUCAAUAGCUUAUGCAGUAUCUUCAUAUAUUGUACAACAUAGGAUUCAAGAAGCUAAGAUUUUAUUUCAACGAGCAAUUAUAAGUACUAAUUACAAUUUACCAGAAGUGCUUUUCCGGACAAUAUUAUUUGAAAUGAUAUCUCAUCAAUCCCUUUUUGAAAACCUACAAUAUAUAUUAAAUGUUUGGAUCAAUUCACCUAGAUGUGAACCAUUGAGUGCCAAAUCAUGGGCCAUGUUGUUAAGAGAAUAUUAUAAAUACGGAACUCCACUUGAACUUUCGGAAAUAAAACGGCUUAUAAAGAAACUGGGAUAUUCUGACCAUUAUUUGAUACUAUCUGCUUCGUAUGAAUGGGAAGUUAUUAGACCAAGAAGGCCGUUUUCACUUACGGCGGAAAUUACCAAGGAUGAUUUGGAUAACAUUGAAUCAUUUGCCCCUACUGAAAUAAAAGAUCUUGAAGAAUUUUAUAUAACCUGGAUGUAUUUUUUCAGUAGAAAAAUGGAUAUGAAUCUGAUACAAUAUAUUUUAAAACAAGUUAAAAGUAAAAUAGGCAAAAUAGAGCCAAUAUUUUUCGAAAUGGUGAUGGAUUAUUUUAGUAGAAUUGGAAAUUUCCGGGAUUUGAAAGAUUUCUUACAAGCUACCAUGCCAUUGUUCCCUUAUCGAACAAGAUAUCUUCGACCUAUUUUACUUUCUAUGGCAAAGGAUUAUCCGAAACAUGCUGAACAAUUUUCUAAAGAAUUAAAGGGCUUAGUAGUUGAAUCGAGUUCAAGAGAAUCGAUGAAGGAACUACUUAAUAUUUCUUCGUAUAAUAGCCGAUAUCACGUUGAACGUAGUUAUAACAAAAGAAAUUUGGAUGCUGAUAGAUAUCAUAAAAAGUUCUGGAGAAGGAUAAUUUGGAAUGGGAAAGUGGAUCAUAAAGAAUUUAUGGACCAGGUUAAAUUUAGAGUUCAUACUGGGUUUAUUUUUUUGGUAAGUGAAGGAUUCCGACCUAAUUAUCAACUUUUUCAUGAAACAAUUCCUUUUUGUACUGAAGAACAAUGUAUGAUUAUUAAUGAUUUAUUAAGAAAAUGUCGUCUUGAUAAUGAACAAAAUAUGACUAAUUUAGAAUUGAAAAUCUUAUAUAAAAACCGAAACAAUAUUGGAAAAGAAGGAUUCCGAACAUAUUUUAAUGAACAUAAAGAUCGAUUAACUGUAAGACAGAUUUUUUCAUUUUGGCUGCAAUUAACUGAACUUCAUAUGCAUAAAGAAGCAGAAUAUUUACUUGAUUCAAUUGAAGAAUUCGAUUUAAAUGAUAGUGUUCAAAUUUUAAGAUUUUAUCGAAGAAUGCUUACAUAUCUUUAUACUCAACAAUAUGAUAAAAUGGAACAAGCCAUGGAAAACUUUCCAAUUGAUACCAUUACUAUAAAACCAAUUCUACCACAAUUACUUACGAAAAUUUCUCAUGAAUUAAAAUCUGCAGAAACUCGGAGAUAUCAUAAUAAAGAAAGACUUUUGCAAAUAAAAAAUCAAUUCACCAGUUUUUUUAAAGAAGUUAAUGAUCGUUUGAAUGAAGAUGAUGUAAAUAUACCUAAAGAGAUUGUUGAAUUUGUUAAACUUUUACGAAAUUGGAAGGCUAAUAACUAG
Messenger RNA from Hemisphaericaspora subhashii, 2268 nucleotides. RefSeq lists its product as uncharacterized. The transcript has a single exon. Lineage: Eukaryota; Fungi; Ascomycota; Pichiomycetes; Serinales; Debaryomycetaceae. The record is from RefSeq and is a predicted model, not a curated record. Bases 1 to 2268 code for a protein of 755 amino acids.